Messenger RNA from Didymodactylos carnosus, 3261 nucleotides. The record is from the annotation of a GenBank genome assembly. NCBI's taxonomy places the organism in Eukaryota, Metazoa, Rotifera, Eurotatoria, Philodinida, Philodinidae.
AUGCCGUCGUGUGAAAUCGUCAAUCAAUUUCAAACAUCAACAACAGUGGAUAAUAUGAAUUAUCCUCGUAUGACAAAAGAGUUUAUUAAAAAACAUUGUAAAGAUAAUAAAUUAUACCAAACACCAUAUUUAAAUGAUGUAUUAUAUCUACAUUUUAAAGGUUUUUCUAAGAUAGAAAAUUUAGAUGAAUAUGUUGGUUUGAAAUGCUUAUGGUUAGAAUCAAAUGGAAUAACAAGAAUAGAAAAUCUUGAUAAUCAAUUAGAAUUGAGAUGUCUUUAUUUACAUCAAAAUCUUAUCAAUGAAAUUGAAAAUUUAGAUCAUUUACAAUAUUUAGAUACAAUUAAUUUAUCGAAUAAUUAUAUCAAAAAAAUUACUAAUCUCGCAUGUUUACCAAGAUUAAAUUCGGUGUAUUUAUCUCAUAAUAAAUUGGAAACAGCAGAAGAUAUUGAACAUUUAAAAGACUGUAAAAGUUUGAGUGUGGUUGAUUUAUCACAUAACCAUAUUGACGAUGUUGACGUUGCUGAAGUUUUUAAAGAAAUGGAAAAUCUGUCACCAAUGGCGCUAUUAGCACUGCGUGUACUCAAUUUGCUUGGUAAUCCUGUGAUAAAAGAUAUCAAAGAUUAUCGUCGAACACUGAUACUUGGCUGUAAAAACCUAACUUAUUUGGAUGAUCGACCAGUCUUUCCAAGAGAUCGAGCAUGUGCUGAAGCAUGGGCACAAGGUGGUAGAGAAGCAGAACGAGAAGAACGUCAGCGCUGGGAAAAUUCGGAAAAACGAAGAACUGCAGAUUCUCUUAAUAAUUUAAUGGUAAUGCGACGUCAUUUUUUGGGCGAUCGUGGUGAAAGUACAAAUGAUAUUGACGAAAGUGAACAAGAACUUGCCGGUGAAACAACUGAUACUACGGUAAUUGUACGAAAUGAUGAUGGAGUAGACAGUAGUGAUGAAGAAGAAAUUCCAGCAUUAGAAGAUGUGCCUAAUGAUGAUCAAAUGGAACAAGUAGAAGAAGAAGGAAAAGAAAAUAAUCAACAGCAAACAACUAAGAAAGAGGAUGAUAGUUCUGACGAUAAUCGUUUAGUUUCAGUUGUAAGUCCAUCAUCUAUCAACGUUCAAGAAGAUCAUUCAUUCGAAAAAGGUGUUAAUAAUGAAGAUGAUAUUCCUUAUAUUUGUGCGCCGUUACAAAAUGUGAUUACUAGUUCAUCAUUUGACAGUAUGUUUCGUUCAGCAAAGCAAGAAGAAAAACCACGUCGGCUAAAAAUAGUUGAAAUGGAUGAUAAUGAAAAUAAAAAUGCCGAGAAUGGUAAGAAAUCGAUUAGAAAUAAUAAUAGCAAGAACAACAGCUUCACGCCAAUCAUGGAAGUGACAAAAGAUGAGUUUAACAUUCCGAGUGUUAUUAUCGAUCCAAAAACUAGAAUACAAUAUGCAAAAGGAAAAUUUCUUGGAAAAGGUGGAUUUGCCCGUUGUUAUGAAUUAGUUGAUUUAGCAUCUGGACAAGCAUUUGCUGGAAAAGUUGUACCAAAAUCAAUGUUAGUCAAACAACAUCAGCGUGAAAAAAUGACACAAGAAGUAACAAUUCAUCAGAGCCUGUCACAUAAACAUAUUGUUCAAUUUAUUGCGUAUUUUGAAGAUGAAAAUAAUGUAUAUAUUAUUCUUGAGCUAUGUCGAAGACGUUCUUUGAUGGAAUUACAUCGACGACGAAAAACCGUUACUGAACCAGAAACUCGUUAUUUUGUUAAACAAAUUGUUGAAGCAUGUAUUUAUUUACACGAUAAACGUAUUAUACAUCGUGAUUUAAAAUUAGGGAAUUUAUUUUUAAAUGAUCAAAUGGAAGUGAAAAUUGGUGAUUUUGGUUUAGCUACUCGUAUCGAAAGUGAAAGUGAUCGUAAACGAACACUAUGUGGCACACCGAAUUAUAUUGCACCUGAAGUUAUCAAUAAAAAGGGUCAUUCAUACCAGGUUGAUGUAUGGUCAUUGGGAUGUAUUUUAUAUACGUUACUUCUUGGUAAGCCCCCAUUUGAAACAUCAUCAUUAAAAGAUACAUAUUCAAAAAUUCGCAAAAAUGAUUACAUUAUACCGGAAAAUAAAAUACAACGUGAAGCUGUUGCUUUAAUUCAACGUUGUCUUCGUCCAGAACCAUUUGAUCGUCCAACAAUGUCACAAAUUUAUAUUGAUCAAUUUUUUGCCGGUUUUACACCACAAACAUUGCCAACAAGUGUAUGUACUGUUGCACCACGUUAUAGCACAUUGCCCACUGUUAUGAAUAAUCAACAAUCAUCAAUAAUUCAACAACAACAGCUACAACAACAUCAAGCACAACGUCGACCAUUCACUGAACAACAGCAAAAUGAACAAGCCAUGAUUGCAUUACGACAUCAACAAUUACAAACAAUGCCAACGCCAAUACCCAUGCCUGAACGUCCAAAUGAUAUUCAUGGAGCUUGUGGCGCUAAUUUGAGACAAGUACCAAAUCAAACAGAUAUCGUACUAUCAAAUCAAAUGGCAAGACAAUUGACCGGUCUCGAUGGUGCCUAUGCUAAUUUAAUAAAUGAAGAAAUUAACGAUGAUCUCAAUUUGGCUAUUGAUCUUCAACGACAAUUAAAUCAUUUGAUUGAAGCAAAACCAAAUGAAUUACAAACAAAGCGCGAAGAUGAAGCAGAAGAUCCAGCAUCAGCACCCAUGUUGUGGAUAUCAAAAUGGGUUGAUUAUUCAGAUAAAUAUGGUCUUGGUUAUCAGUUAUGUGAUGAUUCAGUUGGUGUUCUAUUUAAUGAUUCAACACGUUUGAUUAUGACAGCUGGUGGUGCUGAAAAUUUACAGUAUAUUGAUCGUGAUGGUGUUGAACAUUUAUGUACAAUGAAAGAUUAUUCAGAUACGUUAAAGAAAAAAGUAACAUUACUAAAAUAUUUUACAUCGUAUAUGGACGAACAUUUAUUAAAAGCUGGAGCAUCACAUGCACCACGUCCAGGUGAUGAACUAUCACGAUUACCAUUUGUUAAAACAUGGUUUCGUACUCGAAAUGCAAUUGUAUUUUAUCUUUCAAAUGGGACGUUACAGAUCAAUUUCUUUCAAGAUCAUACAAAAGUUGUUCUAUGUCCAUUGAUGAGUGCUGUUACAUAUAUUAAUGAACAUCGUGAAAUACGUACAUAUCGUUUACAAUUAUUAGAACGUUAUGGUUGUACAAAACAAUUAUAUACACGUGUAAAAUAUGCUAAAAGUAUGAUCGAUCGUAUAUUAACAGCAAAAACCAAUCAAAAUCGUUUACAUUAA